Molecule: messenger RNA, 816 nt
Organism: Bombus huntii
Lineage: Eukaryota; Metazoa; Arthropoda; Insecta; Hymenoptera; Apidae
Exons: 2
Coding region: 1-816 (271 amino acids)
Source: RefSeq, a predicted model, not a curated record
AUGGAUGAUACACCAGCAUUGUCGUCGAAAUCGCCAAGCUGCGAGUCAUCUAGUGUCGCCGAGCCGACAUCAAUUAAACUGCCGGAAAUUCAUCUGCCUACUUUUGACGGUACCAUCGAAAAUUGGCAUUCAUUUUACGACUUCUUCUUAUCCACUAUCGAUCGAAGCGAGCGACUUGCAUCCGUGCAGAAAUUUCAUUAUCUACGAUCCUCCUUGACUGGAAAGGCCGCGCGAAGUAUACAAUCGUUAGACAUCACAGAGUUAAAUUAUUCAAUCGCUAUUGACGUUCUUAAAGAAAAAUUCGACUGCCACCGUCAAGUCUGCAUGCGCCACUGGGACUUGAUUUUCGACUAUCCGAAAAUAACUAAAGAGACACUCGAAGCUAUAGAUGAUUUUCUCGAGACGGUCCGAGUAAACCUCCAAGCUUUAGAAAAACUCGGUGAACCAGUCACUUCGAACGUCGUUCUUAUCAAACUAUUCACGUCGAAGCUACCCUCAGCCAUCAUUCGCAAAUGGCAACGCACAUUACCGGACAAGAAAAUGCCGUCAUAUACGCACUUGGUAGACUUUCUAAAAACACAGACGAACGGCGAUAAAACAAGUUCAGCAUCAACCGUGAUAAAAGGGGCGUCCGAUCAACACAACCGUCAGCGACCGAACGCGCCGCGAAGUUACGCAUUCACAACUACACAUAAUAUGUUGGCAAGGGACACGCUUUUACUCAAUGCUCCGCCGGUUCAUGUCGCAUCUGUAGACAGCGACACCAUACAUAUUUGCAUCAAGACCAUGGUCAUAGCAAAUUACGAACACGCGUAA